AUGUACAGGGGAGGGAACGGGUCGAAGCUGGAGACUGGGCACUUGGAUUGGAAGAGGAUCAAUGAUGCCCUCGACAAGCACUUGGAGAAGUCCUCGCCGUCGACGUCCAGGGGCAUGAUUGGCAAGGACAGGGACAGGCUCACGGUGCCCUCGUCCGCCUCCGGAAACCAUCCGGAGCAACGGUCCUUAACCAAGCACAAGACCUCCGACGAAGAGUUAGAAACAGAUAGGGAAGAAUCUGAUGUCAGUGGUUCUGAUGGAGAAGAUACAUCUUGGAUUUCAUGGUUCUCUAACCUAAGAGGGAACGAUUUUUUCUGUGAAGUUGAUGAUGAAUAUAUUCAAGAUGAUUUCAACUUAUGUGGACUAAGUAGUCAAGUUCCUUACUAUGACUAUGCUCUUGAUCUGAUCUUGGACGUUGAAUCUUCUCAUGGAGACAUGUUCACUGAAGAACAACAUGAGUUGGCUGAAUCAGCAGCAGAGAUGCUCUAUGGCCUGAUCCAUGUUCGAUAUAUAUUAACUAGUAAAGGAAUGGCUGCAAUGCUAGAAAAAUUCAAGAACUAUGAAUUUGGAAGAUGCCCUCGAGUUUACUGUUGUGGGCAGCCUUGUCUUCCUGUUGGACCAUCGGAUAUUCCUCGUUCAGGCACUGUUAAGAUUUAUUGUCCCAAAUGUGAAGAUGUAUACUAUCCAAGAUCAAAGUUCCAUGGCAAUAUUGAUGGAGAUUACUUUGGAGCAACAUUCCCUCACCUGUUUUUGAUGACAUACGGGCACCUGAAGCCUCAAAAACCUUCACACCGCUGCAUUCCGAGGGUGUUUGGUUUUAAACUUCAUAAGCCAUGA
Molecule: messenger RNA, 837 nt
Organism: Zingiber officinale
Lineage: Eukaryota; Viridiplantae; Streptophyta; Magnoliopsida; Zingiberales; Zingiberaceae
Product: putative casein kinase II subunit beta-4
Exons: 5
Coding region: 1-837 (278 amino acids)
Cellular component (GO): protein kinase CK2 complex; cytoplasm
Molecular function (GO): protein kinase regulator activity
Source: RefSeq, a predicted model, not a curated record